AUGAAGCCGAAUGGAAGGAGCAGAUGUCGAAUGACCGAUCUCAAUCGGUUCUCCUCUGCUAAAACAGUUGCUCUGGUGAUAAAAAGAGUGAGAGAGAUCGUAGAUAGUGCGGAGGUCAAAGAGGGACUCGUCUCUGAAAAAAACGUUGCCAAUCGCGUGUCUUUUGAUUCGUCCGCGUGGGUUCAGGUUUUAUACUCGAAACGAGACUGAUAACGCUCUUUUUUCCUUGGAAAAAACCGCCAGACGCCUCUGUUUCUGCAAGACCCAUCAGAUUGGAUUUUUUGACUCUCCAAUAGGUCGAAAAACCCCUUUUUUCAGAAAAAAUCCGUUUUCCUAACUCCAAAAAACCAACAUUAUUCGAAGGAACUUUCCCGUAGUCAAGAUCUCUGUUUGAUAGCAAGUUUUUAAUUCUUUCGGUUGAUUGAAGCGCUGUAUUUUCUCAAGAUAUCUCUUUCCAUGCCAUAAAACUAGAAAUCGGUUUUUUUUUCUCAAACUCAAAAUAAGUUUUUUUUUUCCAACUCAGCCUAAACCCUUUAACAUUCUGAAAUAUUCAAAAAACUUCGAAAACUUUCGCAUAGGGGUGUUUUGGUGAGUCAAACCCCAGUUUUAGUGAACUUCCUGAAGCUUCGGGCUUUCAGAAGUCCUAGCCUCCUGAAAAUGUAUUUGACCACUGAAAGAUUUUUGAAAAGCCUAUAAACAUUUUGCAUAGUGUACGCCUAACAGAGGUGGUACACAAAUUAUCUGAAAAUUGACCAAUAAAAUAAAAAAAAGGGGGAAAGAAUGACGGAACGGUCAGGCCGGGGCGAGUGCAAUAUUAGCAAAGCAAAGCAACAUAGCAAUCGGCCAGGCCUAACUGUAUUUGGUCGUUUUCAAAAGAAAGGGGUAUGCGGGGAAAACGAAGAAAAAUGGACGUACCUCUUGCAAUCUGAAGGGAUAAAUCUAGAAGUUCGCGACAGCCUGGGUUGAAACAGCUCCUGUUUUGGUAGAACUAAGUCCAAAUUAAAAUUAAAAGUUUGUGAUUUCGGAACUCUUUUCUGGAUUGUAAACUUUAACGGCCUGAGAGUUCUCAGAGAAUUGCACCAUUCGAGUAGACGAAAAGUGAAAUUCGGAUGUCGGGUGAAAUGGGUCGGUAGGAAUGGAAUGGUAACAGGUGCGGCAGACGGCCAGACACGCCGGAGGCCCAGAAGAAGACGUUGGCAUUCGGAACGAGUUUUUUGCCUGUUUCAAGGGCCGCCCAUCUCUACUUGAGCUGUGUAAUGUUCCGAUCCUCUCAACAGUACUGACCGCCCACAUUUCGGAGGAAAAAUGAUUCGAAAGAAAGUUUUUCUUCAAAAAUCGAAGUGCAAAAAAGCAGAGGUGAUUUCUAGUAGCUACGGAACGCUAAAAGGUUUCCUCUUCUUUGAAAAAUAAUUUUUUUCUUUUGCUCAGAUAUAGGAAACCAAAAAUAAAAUCAAGUAAUAUUUCAAUCCGUUACUGAAUGAAGUAAGACUGAUUGAAUUCCGCAGAUUAUAAAGACUUCCUGAGAAGUUUCAGCUUUCUUGAAAUUACACUAAAGGAAUGAAAAUUAAAAAUUAAAAAAGUCCACAGGAACCAAUCACUGAAGAGGUUUUCUCCAACUCAACUCAAGCGUAAAAAAUCUGCAAAAAAAUACGUCAGCAGUUCGAAAAAUAUCCCUGGAAGGCUCAAAAAAAUUAUGUUAUUUAUUUUUUUGGCAGCAAAAAUCUCUCAAAAAAAUUGAAAAACAGUCUAUUUUAUAACUCAUCAGCUCUAAAAAAAUACAUUUAUAUUUUCUUUCCCUAGAAGCUCAAAAAAACAUAGUCUCUUGAAAUCAAGUUAAGGAUGAGAAAAAAAAAAGGAAAUCUUCUGUUCAGAAAGGGAAUUUUGAGUUGAUUAUCAACAUACUUCAAGUAAAGAUCCAUUUUCCGUUAUUUUGAGGAUAAAUUGUUUUUUGGAAUGCAUGCAGCUUCCAGGUCUUCAGAGCCGCUAGGUACUUUCUCAAGUAAUAUUGAAUAUCAAACUUCUCAUUCAUUUUUUUUGAGUGUAGAAAAACGCUUAAAAGAACCGUGUUUGGAACGAUGAGGAAGAAGGUGUUUGGAGUGGUAUGAAUAAAUUCUGAAGAUAUGUGGCCUUCACGGCGACGGCUUCAACCGGCUUCCGACGAAGCCACGCCCCCGUGUUGCGUCGUCUUUUUUGCUUUUCUUUUGCCAAACACACACACCGAUCUUUUUUGAAUCCAAACCUGCUCCACCGUAAUCGAACACGAUUCGCAGGAUCAGAAAUACAGCCAAAACGUGUGAAACUGAGACUAAUUUCGAUUUGGAAAAAAAAGACGAGGAUCUUCUGGUCGCAUUUAGAAUGGCUAAACAUGCUGCGGCUCAAUUUUAGGAUUAUUCUUUUUGUUCAACUUCCUUAAAGUUUCUUCCGAGCAUAUAGAUUCCCAUCAUCGAACCAAGAAAAAAAAAAAUGAAUUCCUCGGCCACCGUAAUAAAAAUCGUACGAUUUUCGGUCGUUAAAUGUCUCUUUUUUUUAUUUGAAAUACAACCGUCAUGUGAAACAAUUUUUAUGUUGCCGAUUGGCCGGCCGGACUGAAAAGUUUUUUGAAAACUGGAUCAGAAACAACAUUUUUACUACUCGAUUUGAUUGAUGAGAGUUCGAAAAUAGAUGAUUGCUCAGUUAUUGAUGCAGACAUUAUUGGAGACGGAAUGUAUGAAAUUCAUCAGUUCACAUAUUGAUUCAGAAGCAAACAUUUUGACGAAAAAAUCUAAAAAAAAAAACAUUUAAAACGAGGUCCGAGUGAGACGAAAGCUGCUAGAAAAAACAUUUUUUUCAAUAAUUUUUUUCGCCCAUAGAAAAAUGAAAAAAAGGCUUUUUAAUGAUGACCAAGGUGAAAACUGUGAAGAAGAACUCAUAACUAAAAUAUUUUUUAUGUACUGCCUCAUUGUUAGGAUAAGAUUCUAGCUUUAAAAAAAAACAAUAAAAAUGAGCUUAAAACUCUGAAAAACACAGUAAAGUCAUAACUUCCAAAGCAUCCGAAACUUGAGAAUAAUUUAAGUAGAUCUGAAAGUUAUGAAUAUCUCCGGAAACAUCGGGUACUCUCGAAAUACAAAUCCAAGUCACGAGGCGCGAAUUUUGAAAGAAAAAAAAAAUACAAACUCUUCUCAAAACUAUGAAGUUUUGAGCAUACAACUAAAUUAUUUUUUUUUCGCGAGAAAAAAUUUGAAAAGCUUUUCUACUUUCAGAAGGUGGGAAAUUUGAGAAAAGUUAAAAAAUCAGUCUGACGAGGGAAAUCCAUUUUGAAAGCUCAAAUAUUUACGAAACUGAGAAAUGAUCAGGACCCAAAUGAAAAUGUCUGCCAACCUUUUUUUGGAGUUAGAAGAGAGGAGAAGCUGAUUGGAGGAAGUGUGGGCAGAGGGGACGACGCCCGCAUAAGUACCGACACGGGCGAAGGGGCCGUCCAGCCCACUGGUCAGAACUUGAAUCUUCCUCCCAUUGCCAUUCAAACACUUGCCACGCCUCCGGUGCUUCUGAUGCGGAUGCAGCCGCUAACAUGA
Caenorhabditis auriculariae is the source of this 3551-nucleotide messenger RNA. The record is from the annotation of a GenBank genome assembly. NCBI's taxonomy places the organism in Eukaryota, Metazoa, Nematoda, Chromadorea, Rhabditida, Rhabditidae.